This is a messenger RNA of Alligator sinensis (Chinese alligator), 4117 nucleotides long. RefSeq names its product calpain 5 (gene CAPN5). The record is from RefSeq and is a predicted model, not a curated record. Gene Ontology annotation, biological process: proteolysis. The transcript has 14 exons. NCBI's taxonomy places the organism in Eukaryota, Metazoa, Chordata, Crocodylia, Alligatoridae. Bases 371 to 2296 code for a protein of 641 amino acids. Gene Ontology annotation, molecular function: calcium-dependent cysteine-type endopeptidase activity. Gene Ontology annotation, cellular component: cytoplasm.
UGAGGUUUUGGGACAACACCAAACCCUUGUGAAACUCCUUGCAGAAAAGCUACAGCGAGACGCCCCACCCCAAAACAGGCCAGUCCGUGGUCGGCACUUGCUUGGGCUCCAAAAUAAUCUUUCAAAGCAGGGUGCCAGUGAAGCGUCUUGCCCGCUGGGCUCUCCACUGUUUUGCAGUGGGCUUGAUCUGCCCCUGAAAUCCCACCCCCACCUCCGGACCUGUGAAAUCUUCCUGAACAACCAGCAUAAUCCAAGAGGGAAACAUUGCAUCAGGAAACUCCUGAUCUGCUCUAGUCCAGGCACUCUCUGAAGUCACUUGCAACCGGGCGAGCUGUCCGUGUACGGAUGACAACAGGGCCGGCGGUGAAGGAUGUUCUCCUCGCUGAAGGCGUACGAGAAUCAGCGGUACGCGUCCCUGAAGAAGAGCUGCCAGCGGCGGAAGCAGCUCUUUGAGGACCCGCUCUNCCCAGCCCCCCAGGACUCCCUCUUCUACAAGUCUCGCAUCCAGGGCAUCCAGUGGAAGCGCCCGAACGAGAUCUGCGACGACCCCUACCUCUUCGUGGAUGGAAUCAGUUCCCAUGACUUGCACCAGGGCCAGGUGGGGAACUGCUGGUUCGUGGCCGCCUGCUCAUCUCUGGCCUCCCGGGAGGCCUUGUGGCAGAAGGUCAUCCCGGACUGGAAGGAGCAGGAGUGGAAUCCCGAGAAGCCCGAGAGCUACGCCGGGAUUUUCCACUUCCAGUUCUGGCGCUUCGGCGAGUGGCUGGAUGUGGUGAUCGACGACCGUCUACCGACGCUUCACAACCAGCUCAUCUAUUGCCACUCCAACUCCAAGAACGAGUUCUGGUGUGCACUGGUGGAAAAGGCCUAUGCCAAGUUGUCGGGCUGUUACGAGGCCCUUGAUGGAGGCAACACAGCCGACGCACUGGUAGAUUUUACAGGUGGCAUCUCGGAGCCCAUCGACCUGACCGAAGGGGACUACAUCAACGAUGAAGCCAAGCGCAACCUCCUCUUCGAGCGUGUGCUCAAGGUGCACAAUCGGGGAGGGCUCAUCAGCUGCUCCAUCAAAGCGACCUCAGCAGCUGACAUGGAAGCUCGCCUGGACUGUGGCCUGGUGAAGGGCCAUGCUUACGCGGUGACGGAUGUGCGGAAGGUGCGUCUGGGCCAUGGCUUGCUGUCCUUCUUCAAAUCGGAGAAGCUGGACAUGAUCCGUAUGAGGAAUCCCUGGGGGGAGCGGGAGUGGACCGGCCCGUGGAGCGAUACCUCUGAAGAGUGGAAAAAAGUGAGCAAAAGCGAGAGGGAGAAGAUGGGGAUGACGGUGGAAGAUGAUGGAGAAUUUUGGAUGACGUUUGAAGAUUUCUGCAGAUACUACACUGACAUCAUCAAGUGCCGGCUCAUAAAUACGUCAUACCUGAGCAUCCACAAGACCUGGGAAGAGUCGGUGCUGCAGGGGGCCUGGACUAGACACGACGACCCCUUGAAGAACCGUAGCGGGGGCUGCAUCAAUCACAAGGACACCUUCCUGCAGAACCCCCAGUACGUGUUUGACGUGAAGAAGGCAGAAGACGAAGUGCUUAUCUCCAUCCAGCAGAAGCCAAAACGGACAAGCCGCAAGGAGGGCAAAGGAGAGAACUUGGCCAUCGGGUUUGAUAUCCAUAAGGUGGAGCUGAACCGGAGCUACCGGAUGCACAUGCUGCAGCAGAAAGUGGCCAGCUCAAUCUUCAUCAACUCCCGGAGCGUGUUCCUGCGGACAGACCUGAAGGAGGGCCGCUACGUCAUCAUCCCAACCACCUUCGACCCCGGCCACGAAGGGGAGUUCCUGCUCAGGAUCUUCACAGAUGUGCCUUCAGACUGCCGAGAGCUGACCUUGGAUGAGCCUCCUCACACCUGCUGGAGCAGAAUGUGUGGCUAUCCACAAAUGGUGUCCCAAAUCCAUGUCCUAGCAGCGGCUGGGCUCAAGAAUCUGGAUUCCCAAGGAGCUGCUGACCCAUACGUGAUCAUUAAAUGCGAAGGUGAAAAAGUUCGAUCUCCAGUGAAGAAAAACACCCUCUCUCCAGAGUUUGACAUUAAAGGGCUCUUCUAUCGCAAGAAGCCAGGACAGCCCGUCAUUGUUCAGAUCUGGAACCACAACCUUCUGAGUGACGAGUUCCUGGGUCAGGUGGCUCUAACAGCUGAUCCCAAUGACGUCCAGUCCAUACACACCUUACAUCUCCAAGACAAGGGCAACAAGCAGUCCAACGACCUUCCAGGAACCAUUGCCGUGAAGCUUGUCAGCAGUAGCAUCCUCACCAAUGUCUAGCUACUCACAGACUCUUCUUCUAGGGCCAUAUAUGUGUAUACAUUAUAUACAGCAUAUAUACUGUCUGCAAGUUGUAUGAACUAUGCAUGCAUCCCAGUUAAAAGGGCCAGUCUUGUGUUUUCAAUGUUUUAAGAAAAAAAAGAAAAGGUGCCUUUUUGGGGAACCAAAACCAUUUUUUUCUUCAGAUGAGGCAUCCUUUGCAGCCCAUACUAAAGAAGUGUGUGCUGGUGUGACAGGGCUGAGCGUGUAAUACAUUCUGUGACAGCCAGAGCGAGAUGCCACAAUGCUGUUUGUUUACAUGGGGGUGUCCCACACACGCACACGCAAGCGGACCUCUUGGUCCUCCCAAGCACUAUGCAUCUUAAGUCAACCUGCUUGGGUUUUAGACAGCCAUAUAGACCGUCAUUUCCACCAGAGUCUCAUUUGCAUCAUGUAUCUGUAGAAACACAUUCAAGAAGUAGAUAACAGUUGACCUGGAAGUUUGUAUGUGUUCUUAGCAUGGGUUUGUACAUUGGCCGUAAGGCAACCAGAUGAAGAAAGUAUCAGGGUAUUUCCACAGUCUUUCUAAAGUCCAGCCAAACUGGUACCGCUUGACAAGACAAAGAUCAUGGAUGUUUCAUCUAGGAUCUGCUGUCUCCACAUGAUCUAUCUUGCCAAGUAUCAACCCGAGUCUUUCACUGAUAACUGUGAGAGUGGGAUAUGGAAAAAGCCAACAUCCAUAGCAAUUUGGACCCCACACAGCACAGAGCAGGUAGCCAACAGUGGCAUACCAAGGUCCAGCAAGAGACUCCAUGUUCAGACAAAGGGGAUACCGAGGCAUCGGUCAUGAAAGCCUGAAGCUAGCAGAGCCGGUGUUUGGAGAGCGUUGCUCAGUAGAGGCCAUCUCAACCACCUGGUACAGGUUUUCAGUGUGUAAUUUGAAUACCCAGCACCUCUAUCCUUCAUAAUUUUUUACAAACUAGACCUAAUUCUUCUCUUAGGUGUUUUUAUACUGGCAUUGUAGCUUCUACCUUGCCACGAAGGAAGGAAGAGGAAAACUGGUCCUAGCACGCCUUGAAAAGACAAGGACAUAAUUCAUUGUAGAGGCUGGUUAUCACUUUUAAUCACCAGUACACUGAUUACUUAUUUGAGAGACCCCUCCUUAUUGGAGCUGGCUCACCUUGAAGUAUUUCACAGAUACUGACAAUUCUGCUGUGUCUCUGGGCCUUGAUCUGCCAUCUGGUUUACCAUGCAAACUAUAUUAAAGUUGUGUCAUUUGUUCCCAUUGGUAGCAGAACUGGACUCUUUUUAGGGGAUCAUUUUUGGGAAGCAAAGCAGUGGAUCCUAGUCUCUUCCUUGAAUGUCUGGCAAAGGCAGGUUUCAAUGCAUUACAGUUUUCUCAAUGUGCCUUUAAUAAUUGUAAGAUGGGAGAAUUUUCCUUUUAAACCUUCUAAGUGGUUAACGAGAACCAAGCCUUUUGCUGUUGGCCACAGGCAACAUAUGGAGAUGAGUAUUGUACUGCUUCAUGGACAGACAUUGAUAACUUUGUUUUAUAAAUUGGUUUAGGACAGCUUUAGAAAUGGUGUUUCACCCCCGGACCAACCUGAGUCGUAUUUCAAUGGGUAAGUAAAGCGGAAUGAGCCCUUUCAUCAGAACAGGCAAUUUUGUGCCUGAAGCACUACAUUUCUGCGUUGAUUUGGCAAGACGGUUUUUCAAGAUGCACAAAGUCCUGCUAAACGGGUGAUUUUCCUACCACGUGGAGUAUGUUUCCUUCAUUCUCAGUUCAACUACAUGUGCUUCAAGAAGCAGCCAAAGUAGCUCAACAGAGGUCUUUAUUAGCGG